UUUCCAAGUUGGUAAAACAUAUUUUUUUGGCUCCUUCUGUAUUGUUAUCAGUGUUAGAUACUGUAAAAAUUAUAAUUUCAUUAAAUGAAUUAAUGAUAUACUUACAAAUUCAUGACACUCAGCUGCCAUAGAUUUUGUGCCUUGAGUUGAGGGGUACUUCAUUUGUUUUCUAUUUUUCUUGUUUUGAUUGGAACGCUCUAUAAAUUUUAGGCUCAAAAACAAAUCAAUAAUCUCUUUCCAAUGCUCUCUUGUUACAUAGUGCUCAGGCGUAGCAUUGAGUGCCACUUCUAAAUUAUCAUGAUUUUCUUCGUAAUAUUUUUGAAAGAAAAUAUGCCUAAUGUUUUUUUCUUUCUGAAUAUCGUUUGCCCAUCUCAUGGUAAAGAGUCCUCAUCACUUUUUCGGAUUCUGGGUGACCAUCGAUAUCAUAAUAAUACUAUAUUUAAAGAAUUAAAUUAUUAGUUAGUUGUUUGAUUAUUUAUGAAGAAAAUUUAUUAUGCCCAUCAAUUGAUUACCUUCAUUCUCUGCACAAGUUGUUCCUUAAAAUGUUGACGUACGUCACUAAAAUCUAAGUAGUUCCCCGGCAAUAAUGUGCUCACUUCGACACCAAUUGUCGGAUGAAAGCUUGGUUCUCCAAGCCAACAACUUUUCUUGUACUGCAGGAUCAAGCGUAAGCAGCAAUGACCCCCGAUUUGUCCCCCUGUGAGUCUCUAAUGGUAUAUUACUAGCAACUUAAUAUAAAUAAUUAAUUUUUUUUGAAUGAUAUAAAUAAUUAAAUUUAAGUUUGUUAAAAAGAUCUUUUUUUCUUUAAUAAAAAAGUUUUUUCUAAUCAUUCUAAAAUUUGUUAAUUAUAUUAUUAUAUAAAUAAUAAUUAUUUAUAUAAAUUAUAUUAAUUUAUUAUUUACAUAAAUUUUCUUAAAAAAAUUUACUUUUUUUUUUUAUAUAAAUAAUCACAUAUUUUUAAAAUAAUUACAAAAUAACACAAUUUUUUUUGAAUAAACUUAGCAACUUUAUUAACUAGCAAUCAUUAAUAAUAAUAGAACGCACUUCGUUGGAACAAUUCACCAAUUGAAGCACACGACCUGGAGAGAAACAAGAAUCCUUGGCUAAAACAUGAGCCAGCUUGUUUGCGGAUCGUUUGACAAAACACAACUCAACAUUAUUUAAAGAUAAGAGAAGAGUACGAACAUCAUGAACUAAUAGAUCAAAAGAGGAUGACAAAGUAAUUUGGCUAUCAGUUUCCAAAAUCAAUUGUCCCCACACAAAUGACGGUCAAUCCAGCUUAAAGCUUCUUUUAUUCUAACAAAUUCAUCUAUUUCAAGUUGCACCUGCAAUUUCGACAUAAAAAUUCCUGUCAUUUUCUCCGCUACCUCCAUUUGUUGAUAACUACUCGACGUCAUGGACACCUGAACGAACCCAGAACCAAGAACCAAUAACUAACGCCAGUUAAUAUCUAUAGAUAAAUAUAUAGAUUAUUGGCUAAUUAUAUGCAUAAAAAAUUAAUUUUUUUUAAAACAAAAUGUCAUUUGGCUAUGAUGAGCAUUUGAUCAAGCAUGCCACAACAUUAUUUUAUUUGAGGGUGAUAAUAUAAACCAUGAUACUAUAUAACACGACUUAAUUAAAAAGGGUAUGAAAUUAGUGAGUUUGGGUUUAGCAUAAGCAAAUAUGAGUCAAAAUACGAUUAAUAUGAACUUCUUUAAAUAUUAUGUUAAUUGUAUCUGUCAUUAUCAAUUUAGAAUUAUGUCGUAUUUACAUAUACAUUUUGUAACACGUUAUUUAACCAUAUUUGUGUUAUACAUCGCGUCAUGGCGAAAUCUUGCUAGCCCGAAACACAAUACAAUUAGGGAAAUUUUCAUAUCUAUACGUAAUUUACAAUCUAUUAACGUAAAUGACGUUAAUUAAUCUAAUGCACUCCUAAUAACGUGCCACCUCAUCACCAUGUACCGUAAAUCCAAAAAAAACCCAGACUGCCAACGUCAUCAAAGGCGCUGCAAUCAUCCAAAAAUCAAGGGAUUUUAAUUCCUAAAAAGCGCGUGAUCUAUAAUCAAAAAGGAAACCUAUAAAUCUAUAAUCCAAAAUCUGAGAAUUCAAAUCAAAACUUGAAAAAAAAAAAAACAUUCACGAACAAAAAAAAAAAAAUCGUUCGACAACCGAUCGAACAUCCUAAAAACAGUUUUCGAUUCUGCAAACUGCACUAACGAUUUGCAAAAUCGCUUCCCUGCGAUUAUACAAAUCAAUAUCACAACUGCAAAACUUCUCUCCAAAAAAAAAAAAAAACUCCAUUGACGAACAAAAAAAAGCUUCAGAAACAAAAAAGUCACAGCUAGCUGAAUCAGAAUCAUCGACAGAUCAACCAAAUAGUCAACAGAGCAAAUGCGAUCAAGAAUCAAAGCUUAAGAAAAAAUUACCUUCUGCAGAGUACUCGACGACAUGUACAUCUUCAUCGUCUUCCUCUGCCUUUCCUAGAAGCACCACCAAAAGCUAUCAAAAAUAGGUAAUUAUAAAAGUUAAAAAUACAUAACUGAUUAUUAUACAAACAAUACUUUCAAAUACUUAUGUGAGAAAAUCGUUUUUUAUACGUACAUUUGUCAAUAAAAAAAAAUACUUAGAAUAAUCAAAACUGUUUAUAAUAAAAGUUACAUUUGCAUUGAUUAAUGACAGUUUGAUAUGGAAGAUCCAAGAACAGUUAUGAUAUUUUAUAAUGGACAAUGGGUGGACAAAACAAACUACACAGAUUUUGAAGUGACAGGGAUAUUGAUACCAUCAAAAUGUUCUUACAACCUACUUGCACAAACAAUAUGUUCUACUUUGGGUUUGGACAGAAGUAAACAAAACAUUGAUGUUCAAUUCCAAAUUAAAUCAGGAAUACCACCCAUGAAGAUUACAGAUGACAAUGGCUGCAGAUUUUAUGAACAAAUCAGAAAAAAAGAUGAUGAUGAGACCAAAUACCCUAUGAUGGUAAACCUUUCAGCAGCCAUUCCACCAUAAAACAUUGGUAGCAGCUCCAUCAAUCAUGACUACUCUGAACAUACAAUGCAAAUCACACAGCCUAUACCUACAAGGACAGAGUAUGCACAAAACAUGGCAGACUUUGUAAUCAAUCAAGUUGAAAAUGCAAUUGAAACAAGCCAGCAAGCAACAAGUCAAGUGAUCUCAGAUCCUCAUGUUGAUAACAUAUUUGUUGGACAAGUUUUUUCAAACAAGGAAACACUACAAAAUGCUGUCAGCCUAUACUCAAUAAGAAGAAAUCAGCCCUUCAAGGUAAAAAGAUCCUCCAAACUUGACUACAAGCUAGUUUGCAUCGAUGAAAAUUGUAAAUGGAGUUUCUUGGCAUCAAAACAUGGAAAAACAAACAUGUUCAAAAUCAGAAAGAUUCAGCAUUCUCAUACAUGCUCAUUAGAUGUCACAUCUGUAGACCACCCUAAUGCAACAAGCAACCUGAUUGGUAGUGUAAUAAGAACCAAAUUUGUAAACCCAAAGAGAGACUACACACCAAAUGAAAUAGUGGAUGACAUGGCAGAUGACUAUAGUGUCUCCAUAUCUUACCAAAAAGCAUGGAGGGCUAGAGAAAAGGCUAUUGUAGAUGCAAGACGCUGUCCACACGAAUCGUACUCUGAAAUACCAAGAAUCUUGUACAUGAUGGAAAAAUGCAACCCAGGAACAAUCACAGACCUUGUCACAGACGAGAAUGGCCACUUCAAAUACCUAUACUUCGCAAUAGGUGCUUCCAUCAAAGGUUGGCAACACUGCAAUCCAAUAAUAGUCACGGAUGGUACUUUCUUAAAAAAUCAACAUGGUGGAACAUUGUUAAUAGCUAGUGCACAAAAUGCAAAUAGACACAUAUUUCCACUAGCAUUUGCAAUAGUAGACUCUGAGAAUGACACUUCAUGGAACUGGUUCUUCAGCAAACUAAAAGAAUCAUACAAUGAGAGAGAAGGGCAGUGCAUUAUUUCAGAUAGACAUGAAAGUAUUGCGAAAGCAGCAAAUACAAACUUCCCAAACCUCAUGCAUGGAGUUUGUUGCUACCACUUGCUAAAGAAUAUCAAGACCAAGUUCAAAAAAGGGGGAGAUGAACUCAGAAAUGCAUUCAAUGGUGCUUCCAAAGCUUACAAUGCUGCUGAAUAUGAAAAAAAUAUGAGAGAUCUAGACAAUAUUCAUAGCGGCAUAAGAGACUAUCUGGUAAACGAAGUUGGAAACAGUAAGUGGACAAGGUUAUACAGCCAAAACAGGCGAUACAAAACAAUGACAUCGAACAUCGCAGAAUCUGUGAAUGCAGCACUCAAAGAAGUAAGAGAGUUACCAAUAGCAACUUUACUAGAAUGUCUUCACUCUUUGGUCCAAAAAUGGUAUUGGGACAACAAAAAUAGAGCAUUGUCUACAUUCACAUACUUGGCACAAAAACCAGAGAAAAGUCUACGAAAAGAGCGAGAUAUGAGCUUAAAGUACAAGGUAACAUAUCUGCCUUAUAAAAAUUAUUCCAUAAUUAUAUAA
Messenger RNA from Cannabis sativa, 4488 nucleotides. RefSeq lists its product as uncharacterized. The transcript has 2 exons. The record is from RefSeq and is a predicted model, not a curated record. Bases 3031 to 4488 code for a protein of 485 amino acids. Lineage: Eukaryota; Viridiplantae; Streptophyta; Magnoliopsida; Rosales; Cannabaceae.